GUCAGUAACAGGACUGUUUCUCUUGUCUUUAGGUAUAAAGCUAUAGUGAGACCAAUGGACAUCCAAGCUUCACAUGCCCUGCUGAAGAUUUGUUUGAAAGCUGCCACGAUCUGGAUUUUCUCCAUGCUGCUUGCCAUUCCAGAGGCUGUGUUUUCAGACUUGCGUCCUUUCUAUGACAGGGGCACUAAUAAAACGUUUAUUAGUUGCACGCCUUACCCGCUUACCAAUGAACUUCAUCCAAAAAUUCAGUCCAUGGCUUCCUUUCUCAUCUUUUACAUAAUCCCCCUAUCUGUUAUUUCAGUAUACUAUUAUUUCAUCGCAAAAAAUCUGAUUCGGAGUGCUUACAAUCUACCAGUGGAAGGAACUAUUCAGGUUAGAAAGCAGAUGGAAUCUCGGAAACGCCUCGCCAAGACAGUGCUAGUUUUUGUUUGUAUCUUUGCUUUCUGUUGGCUCCCUAACCAUAUCAUCUACUUAUAUCGGUCAUACCAUUAUUCAGAGGUGGAUACAUCUGUCCUGCACUUUAUCACUUCUCUUUGUGCUCGAAUCCUGGCAUUUAUUAACUCUUGCAUAAACCCUUUUGCCUUGUACUUGCUCAGCAAAAGUUUUCGGAAACAGUUUAACCACCAGCUGUCCUGUUACAAAGCCCGUCUUCUAAUUCGAUCCCAGAGUACAGGCAGAAGUACCACACCGAUGACAUCUUUCAAGAGCACCAACCAUCAGUCCAUGAUCACCUUCAGUUUUAUCAAUGGCAACCACAACUGCCAUGAAGAAAAUGUACAGUAUGCACUAAAUUAACACUCACUGCAAGAGCUCUCUAGCCACCGCUGCCUAUUCGUAUGUCCUAGUCAGCAAGAAAUGUACAUAUGUACACAGAGAAAUGGGUUAGUGACCAGACAAUGAACUUGGCAGCAUGUAAAAAAAGUUUAAUGCAGAGUUGCAGGGCUGGUCAUACUUGACCUUUGUUUUUAUGGCUUUGCAUUAUAACAUGCUGAUCCAUUUUUAUUCACAUUGUGUAGAUCACUGUUUCCAGCCUGGUAUCUUCCAGAUGUGUAGGGGUCACAACAUCCAGCAUUUCCACAAAGCCAAGAAUGCUGGGAGUUGGAAUCAAACACAUCUGAAGGGCACCAGUUAGAGAUGGUGGAAGGGAAAUCAUUUUAGACAAGCUAUUUUUGAUAUAUGGAGCUUUGGACUUUUAUUUAUUGCUGGAAUGAGCCUGUCCCUCACUGUGUUCUCUGUGAUAUACAGAAAACAAGCACAGGGUCCAGUGCAAAGCCAGCUUUUUGCUCCCUUCUCUUCCUUGUCUUCUGAACCUUUCGUCUUAGGUUCCCCACUUCUAGUGCAGCACUGGUAUUUAAGUUCCCUUUCUGAAGUAAAAGGUCAUUGGGGAGCCUCGGGACAAAUUGAAGAACUCAAAAGGCCAAGGCAGAACAAUGCCAUACACCUGCAUUCAGGUAACAGGUAAGCGUAUACAGUGAGAGAUAAUUCUUCUCCCUUGGACUGAGAUCCUAAACAUUUACAGUCUUUCAGCUUCUAUUGGUAAAAUAAUAGAAUCUCCAUUUGUCCAUACACAAGCUUAAGAAAACACAUUCAUUAUUCUUUGCUUUCUGUAUUAAAGAAAGUAAGCAGCAUUCACUUCAAAAAGCUAAUUCUAAUGAAACAUGUUUAGAAUCAUGUAAUUAAGUGGAAGAGUAUUAUUAUUAUUAUUAUUAUUAUUAUCAAAAUCAAAGUGGGUGUCUCAAUCUGUGUAGGCAGAUGAUGACUACCAUUGGCUCUUACAUAUUUUCAGGCAGUAUUAAUUCAUGGUGUUUUUAAAAAAGAUGUAAAGGGAAUUGAGUUCACUACCUGUCCCCCGUCUGAAUGCAGAAGUAUAUUGUAUAUAAUUCAAAUGUGAAAGGUGGUACCAUUUCAAUAAAUGUAAGCUUAAUUAUGUUUACCUGGUGUAUGUAUUUUACCAUAUUUGGAGUGGAGGGUGGUGAGAGUAAAGCACUGAAUUUUCCAAAUGUCAUUAAAUAUUCAUAUCUGUGUCUUUAGCUCAUGCAUUAAUGAAUGUCAAGAUAAGUCAUAUUGUGCUCGACGUAUGUUUAACUAUGGUGCACAAAUGUAAAAGGAAUUACCACCUCUUCUUUGCAUCUUCAAACAUGGGCUGUAGUAAUGAUGUAAGGUGAUCGCUGCUAAGCCCUCAACUUUUUUUUUCCUU
Messenger RNA from Python bivittatus (Burmese python), 2197 nucleotides. Lineage: Eukaryota; Metazoa; Chordata; Lepidosauria; Squamata; Pythonidae. The record is from RefSeq and is a predicted model, not a curated record.